GAAAAAGAGCAAUGGCCUUUAGUGAAGUUUGUAGAAUUUGUUUAAACGUUAAUGUACGCAUGCUUGUACUUAAGAAGACUAGCCUCCAAAAUUUGUAUAAAACAUUGACGAACAGAUUUAUGGAUGAGGAUGAGGAGCCCAUAAUUGUCUGUUUCACCUGUCAUGCAAGACUCAUUCGUUGCAGAAGAUUACAACAACAGGCUAUUGAGUCAAAUGCAGUUCUGGAGCAGUUUCUUGCAGGAGGGUCCACGUCAAUACCAAAACCGCAUGAGGCUAGAGAUGAGAUUCAAUUCACACCAAUUUGUCAUAUAGAUAUCAGGCCAGUAGAGUGUGACGUAGAAAAUGAUUGUAAGGACGAAAUUUUUUGCCUUGAUUCCGUUAAAGUUGAGGAAGACAAUUUCGAAAAUGAGACUUCCAAAUUUGAAGAAAAUGAGAAUCAUGAUACAGGAAACAAUAUGGUAACCGAAACUGAUGACGAAGUAACUGUGACGCCUUCCACUAGUGAACAGCGUACUUUGAUUGGGGUUACUGACAAGAAUUUCGACGAGGUCAUUGGCGACUGGAUGGAACUGAACGAUAAUCUAAGUGACUGUGACAUGGAUACAGAAAACGAGGACUACUUUUUCCCUGUCAUGACCUCACGCAACGCUACGGCGGAGCCUGCGACUGACACUGAUAUGACGUUGUACGAAGCUCGUGUACUAGAGACAGAAGAUCGACGAAACGACCUAGCAAUCAGGGCGAUCGCACCACAUGACUAUUACAAUUUUGAGUGGAAAAGAGACAAACAGACUUUUAUAGGACGACGGGAAAAUUUUACCGGGACUCCAGGAGCGACAUUUUCAAUUACAGACCAGACUAGUGUCGUCGAGAUUUUUUAUAAAAUGAUCGACACCGACUUCAUAGACAGAAUUUGCACAGAGACUAACAGAUAUGCCGACCAGAAAAUAAAAUUAUUGAAAGGCCAGAAAGAAUUCGUACCGACUUUGAGACUGCACCAAUGGACACCGACGGACAGGGACGAAAUGGUCAGUUUUCUGGCCAUAACAAUUCUUCAAGGGAUAUACCCCCUACCGAAAGAGGAGUCCUAUUUUAGUUUUAAUGGUUUUGCCACUAUGCCUUACUUCCGAAAAAUAAUGUCUUAUAAUAGAUUUUUAUUAUUAAAGUCGCUGAUCCAUUUUGUUGAUAAUGAGACAAUUACAGAACCAAACAAACUGUGCAAAAUUCAAAUGGUGACUGACUAUUUCAACGAAAAGUUCUCGCAUUUAUAUUAUCCUUCCCAGGAGGUUGUCAUUGACGAAUCCCUUCUGAAGUGGCACGGGCGACUAGGCUUCGCUCAGAAGAUUUCGUCCAAAGCUGCGCAAGUCGGAGUUAAGACUUAUGAGCUUUGUGAGGCUUCCUCUGGUUAUCUGUGGAAGUUUCUUAUUUAUGCGGGAAAAGAAAAGACUGGAACUGCGCCUGCAACAGCAACAUCUGACGAAACUAACCCUACUGACACUGACGAAAGACCUGAUGACACAGACACGACUGAACAUGUCAUAACUGGCAGUAGCGAUGUACGUCCCAGCAAUGCUACUGCCAAAAUAGUUUACGACUUAGUAGAACCUCUACUUCACCGCGGACACACGUUAAUAAUGGACAAUUUUUACAAUAGUCCAUUAUUAGCGCGGUGUCUGAAACGACAACAAACAGAUAGCUUUGGAACCUUACGACUGAGUCGGGAAUUCGUUCCCGAUUCAUUGAAGACAAUAACAAAGACGCAACUAAGACAAGGUGAAGUAUUGGCAAGCUACUGUUCCGAUUUGUCGGUAAUCGUAUGGCGAGAUGCUAACCUAGUUAGUAUGCUCUCGACAUACCAUGCCCUCCAGAUUGGUACGCGACAAAAAUAUGACCGAUUAACAUACAAGCCAAAGGUUGUCCUGGACUACAACAAGUGCAUGGGAGGAGUGGACAGGAAAGACCAGUUCUUGUCUGCCCAGCCCAUGGAACGUGUACGAAAUAAAAUUUGGUACAAAAAGGUAUUUCGUCGUCUCUUUAACUGUGCCAUUUUUAAUUGUUUCAUAUUAUUCAAAACUGCCAAUCCAAAUGUAUCACAUAGACAGUUCAGGACCACUUUGGCGGAAGACUUACUAAAGUUACACCGACAUAUUGACCUCACAACAGAACCACGACUUGUGAAUUUAAGAACCGGACUGACGAAAAGGUCAAAGACAACUACGACCAGCAGACCUAAAGUCGAACAUCGACAUUUUCCAAUCAAAACCGGCUUUAAGCAAAGUCGCUGUUGGUUGUGCGCCCGGCGAAAAGUUGCAGCCAGAACUAUUUGGAAGUGCCUAGAAUGUGAUAAAAAUCUAUGCAUUAAUGGUUGCUUUAUAGAGUACCACACAUAAUUUAUUGUUUUAUUUAUUUAUUUUAGUUUUAAGUACUUUUUUUUAAAUAUUUAGUUAGUAAUAAAUUUGUUUAAAAAGUGGAUGAUAAUGAUAUGGUUUUGUGAAAAAAAAAUUUAUUAUGUCAAUAAACUGUACAUUGAUUU
Messenger RNA from Parnassius mnemosyne (clouded apollo), 2533 nucleotides. Lineage: Eukaryota; Metazoa; Arthropoda; Insecta; Lepidoptera; Papilionidae. The record is from the annotation of a GenBank genome assembly.